AGAAGAUCGUUGAAGCUAAAACAAAAGAAAUGGUGGAUCUCUGUUUCUUUAUGUAUUUUUUUAGUCUUGCUCGGAGAUUCUCUCGUCAUGCUUCUCUUGAACUUCUUCUAUGUUCAAGGCAAUCGAGAAGAGAUUCUACAAUCCAAGGGAACAUGGAUACAAGCACUGAUCCAAAACGUUGCGUUUCCUAUUCUCAUCCCUCUCUUCUUCAUUUUCCCUAAACCAAAACAAAACCAAGAAACCAACAAUACUAGAUUCCUCACCUUGCGUCUCUUCUUCCUUUACUUCUCUCUUGGUGUUCUUGUUGCUGCUCACAGCAAAUUGUUUGCACUCGGGAAAUUAUACGUCAUAUACGGCAUCUUCACGCUGAUUUCUGCGACCCAGUUGAUAUUUACGGCUAUUUUCACAGCCAUCAUUAACCGUUUCAAGUUUACCAGAUGGAUUAUCAUAUCGAUAAUCCUCACCAUUUUGAUUUAUGUUUUCGGUAGUCCUGAAUUUGGAGGAGAGCCUAAUGGAAGCUUAGAAUUAUACAGCAUCCAAGCUUUGUUAACUUACGCUGCUCCAGCUGCUUUUGCAUUAUCUCUUUGUUUAGUCCAACUUGGUUUUGAGAAAGUAUUGGUAAAGACAAAGAGAUAUGGUAAUAAGAAAGUGUUUAGAAUGGUCUUAGAAAUGCAAAUCUGUGUUUCUUUUGUCGCCUCAGUUGUUUGUCUCGUGGGUUUGUUUGCGAGUGGCGAGAAUAAGGAAAUGAAAGGCGGUAGCCACAGAUUUAAGAAAGGUGAAAUGUAUUACGUUCUGAGUUUGAUCGGGUUGGCAUUGUCGUGGCAGGUUUGGGCAGUCGGGCUGAUAGGUUUGGUGCUUUAUGUUUCGGGUGUGUUUGGCGAUGUUGUUCAUAUGUGUACUUCCCCACUUGUGGCUUUGUUUGUUGUGUUGGCAUUUGAUUUCAUGGAUGAUGAGUUUAGUUGGCCUAGAAUUGGUGCUUUGAUAGGAACAUCUUUGGCUUUAGGAUCUUACUUCUAUUCUCUGCAUAAGAGAAACAAGAAGAAGAUGGUGGAGCUUUACCAAAUAGAGAACAAUAUUGAACUAAAUCAAAAGAAAUGGUGGAUCGCUGUUGCGUUAUGUCUGUUCUUAGUCUUGCUCGGAGAUUCUCUUGUCAUACUUCUCUUGAACUUUUUCUAUGUUCAAGACCGUCGAGAAGAUUAUAACCAAGAUCUACAGUACAAAGGAACAUGGAUGCAAGCUCUGAUCCAAAACGCUGCGUUUCCAUUCCUUAUCCCUCUCUACUUCAUUUUCCCUUCACCAAAACCAAACCAAGAAACCAACAAUCAUCGUUUCCUCUCUUUUCGUCUCAUUGUCCUAUACUUUGUUCUUGGUGUUCUUGUUGCUGCUCAUAGUAAAUUGUACGCACUCGGGAAGUUAUACUCAAGCUAUGACUUCUUCAUGCUGAUAUCAGGGUCCCAAUUGAUCUUUACCUUGAUUUUCACAGCUAUCAUUAACCGUUUCAAGUUUACCAGAUGGAUCAUCAUAUCGAUAAUUCUCACUCUUGUAAGCUAUGGUUUUGGUGGUCCUGUAUUUGCAGGAGAGCCUGAUGAAAGCGAAUAUUUCUACGGCAUCCAAGCUUGGUUAACUUUCGCUGCUUCGGUUGCUUUCGCAUUAUCUCUCUGUUUAGUCCAACUUGGUUUCGAGAAACUGUUGGUGAAGACAAAUAGAUAUGGUAACAAGAAAGUGUUUAGAAUGGUUUUAGAGAUGCAAAUCUGUGUCUCCUUUGUCGCCUCGGUUGUUUGUCUUGUGGGUUUGUUUGCGAGUGGUGAGUAUAAGGAACUGAAAGGUGAUAGCAAGAGGUUUAAGAAAGGGGAAACAUAUUAUGUUCUGAGUUUUAUCGGGUUGGCUUUCUCGUGGCAGGUUUGGGCGGUCGGGCUGAUAGGUUUGGUGCUUUAUGUUUCGAGUGUUUUUGGUAAUAUUGUUCAUAUGUGUGCUUCACCACUUAUGGCUUUUAUUGUUGUGUUGGUAUUUGAUUUUAUGGAUGAUGAUUUUAGUUGGCCUAGACUUGGUGCUUUGAUAGGAACGGUUUUGGCUUUAGGAUCUUAUUUCUACACUCUGCACAAGAGAAACAAGAAGAAGAUGGUGGAACUUAAUUAACCAAAAUGAGAACAAUGUUGAUGUUUAGUGUUUCAUGUAAUAUUUAUGUUUGUAUUUUGGAAACUGUUCUUGUACUUCUAAAUCUAGUAAGUCAAUGUCUAAAAG
Arabidopsis arenosa is the source of this 2241-nucleotide messenger RNA. The record is from the annotation of a GenBank genome assembly. Lineage: Eukaryota; Viridiplantae; Streptophyta; Magnoliopsida; Brassicales; Brassicaceae.